UCAGCGAAGGACGUCGUGAAAAACUAGGAAAAGCCAAAUCAAAGUCGUCCAUAUUUGUUUGGUGCGUUCUCGCCCGCGGCUAUUGAAAAUUUUAGGACCGACGAGUCAGUGAAAUUUUGCAGAGUGGCGAAGAUCACGCCUUACCCGACCAUGAGUUACUCAGGGAGGAGUAAAUUCGAGAUCGGUCGAUUCUCGAGCGAGGAUGAAAACCAUAUCAAUAAGAAGCUGCCGAAAGAGCUUCUGCUACGGAUCCUGUCGUAUCUGGACGUCGUGUCGCUCUGUCGCUGUGCGCAGGUAUCGAAACUAUGGAAUAUUCUGGCGCUGGACGGCUCCAAUUGGCAGAGGAUAGACCUUUUCGAGUUCCAGCGAGACGUGGAGGGUCCCGUAAUAGAGAACAUAUCUCAGCGCUGCGGCGGAUUCCUUCGGCAACUCUCGCUUCGGGGCUGCGAGAGCAUAGCUGAUGGCUCUAUGAAGACACUUGCACAGUCAUGCCCGAACAUCGAAGACUUGAACCUGAACAAAUGCAAAAAGCUCACCGAUCAGACUUGCCAAGCUCUCGGCAGGAGAUGCAGCAAGCUACAAAGGAUAAACCUGGACUCCUGCCCCAGUAUGUCGGACAUAUCACUAAAAGCACUGUCGGAUGGAUGUCCGCUCCUAACGCACGUGAACGUGUCGUGGUGUCAGUCCAUCACGGAAAACGGUGUGGAGGCGCUGGCUCGAGGCUGUCCCAAACUGAAGAGCUUCAUCUGCAGAGGCUGCAAGAACGUGAACGACAGAGCUGUGUCGUGCCUCGCCACGUACUGCCCCGACCUGGAAGUGCUCAACGUACAGGGCUGCGAAAGCCUAACAGACGAUUCCAUAUCAAAAUUAAACGGCGGCAUGCGGCUGCUAUGCGUGUCGGGCUGCUCCCGUCUCACAGACGCAUCGCUGACAGCCCUGGCGGCCCGCUGCCCGGAGUUGGUAACGCUGGAGUUGGCGCAGUGCACGCAGCUCACGGACGCUGGCUUCCAGGCGCUAGCUAGGAGUUGCCGGAUGCUGGAACGAAUGGACCUGGAAGAGUGUGUUUUGAUAACGGACGUCACACUCGUGCAUUUGUCUAUGGGAUGCCCCAGGCUCGAAAAACUGACGUUGUCCCACUGCGAGUUGAUAACAGACAACGGCAUCAAGCAACUAUCCAUGUCCCCCUGCGCGGCUGAGCACCUCACCGUGUUGGGUCUAGACAAUUGCCCUUUGGUGACGGACGGGGCGUUAGAACACCUGACUUCCUGCCACAACCUGCAGCUGAUUGAGCUGUACGACUGCCAGCUUGUCACUAGGAACGCCAUUCGAAAACUUAGGAACCACCUGCCCAACAUAAAGGUGCACGCGUACUUCGCGCCCGUCACGCCGCCGGCGGCCGGCGGCGCCGCGCGCCCGCGCUACUGCCGCUGCUGCGACAUCAUAUGAUCGCGCUACACGAGAGACGGUGGUAACGUAAAUCGGUAAAACGUACGUAUCCUAAAUGUGAACUAUUCACCGUGUGGCUCGGUGCUUCAAGAUAAUUGAAUGCUGACUGAAGGCUGCGUGUGUGCAUAUACUGCGUCUUUACAACGUUUUUCGUUAGUCGACUCAAACAAGACUUGCAUUAGGUUAAUUUCGAUUACUUUUCGAAGUUGAAAACGCGAACGUUAUAGAUUAUUUUUUUUUAACACUUUCGAAAUCAAGGACCCGCCUAAUGGGUACUCGUGAACUUUGCUAAGAUACGAAAAACCCGCUUGGCGGGUUCUCGCCAUACAAGCGGGCGGUUAUUACGACCGGUUUAUGUGCGCCAUUUUUUGUCUGGUAGUGAGUGUAAAAAGAAGAAUAGGAAAUAUUUUGGAACCGGCCUUGAAACGCUUCUAUUUUAGGGUUCCGUACCAAAAAGGUACAACAGGAACCCUUAUUAUUUAUUGACGUUAAAACUAUGUCGUGUAUAACGAAUUUUGAAAAUGCAUCAUUAUACACGAUAUUAUAUAACAUUCAUAUCGAUUAUUUUAAUCA
Leguminivora glycinivorella is the source of this 2019-nucleotide messenger RNA. RefSeq names its product F-box/LRR-repeat protein 20. Gene Ontology annotation, molecular function: protein binding. The coding region runs from base 151 to 1446 and encodes 431 amino acids. Gene Ontology annotation, biological process: SCF-dependent proteasomal ubiquitin-dependent protein catabolic process. The transcript has 14 exons. Lineage: Eukaryota; Metazoa; Arthropoda; Insecta; Lepidoptera; Tortricidae. Gene Ontology annotation, cellular component: SCF ubiquitin ligase complex. The record is from RefSeq and is a predicted model, not a curated record.